AUGUCUACCUUCCAACUUUACGAACUCCCGGAGGAGCUCGUCCUCUUGGUCGCGGACCAGUGCCGGGAUAGGGACUUGGCCAGGUUCUCUCGUACUUCACAAGAGUCCCGCCGCAUCGGUCAGCUAGCCUUAUACGAUAGAUUGUCCCAUGAGGGCAUCAAGCGUGUCUUCAAAUGGGCUAAACAAAAGAAUCAGCUGGAGCCGAUCUUCCACGUGCUCGAUCGUCAUCGCCAACAAGUUGAACUGCAGAAGAACCCCAAGCUUGCAGCCGAUGCCCUAAGCCUAGCCUGCGAGGAGGGCCAUGUCGAUCUGAUGAAGGCAUUGUUAGACGCCGGCAUCCCCCCAAACACCAAAUGCAAUCAAUAUUGGCCGCUCGAAGUGGCCGCGACGCAUGGCCAUCCAGCAAUCAUGCAGGUUCUAUACGAUGCCGGUGCGAAGCUGACAUCGCACUUUGCCAGAAACUAUAUGCUGCUCUGUACAGGCAAGCCAGGCCGUCUGGCGACGGGCCAAAUGCUACUCAGCCACGGAUUCGACCUUCACCAACAGAGAGGUGGAGAGGGCUUCUUGCAUCAUGCAUGUAGGGGAACCCCCGGUGCUGCAGCCACCUUGCACAAUCUCGAGCUUCUCCUCCAACUCGGCCUCGACGUCAAUGUGCGAAACACGAAUGACGAAACGCCACUGGUCCCGGCAGUCAGGUCUGGCUUGCCCGGGAUUGUUGAAUUCCUGCUCUCCCACGGCGCAGAUGUUCAUGUGCGGUCUGUUCUCAACCAGCCACCGCUGGCUAUGGCCAUCAACCGCCGCCACGCCUCUUGUGAUCCCCAUGAGAUGGCCAAAUGCCUAUUGGACGCAGGAGCCGGUUUUAAUGAGCAAUGGGGCGUAUGGCUGGUCCUCGAAGCACUCACAAACCAAUGGACACGUUCUCUGGCUCUUGUUUUGGAAUCGUGGAAUACACAAGUUUCCACGGGCUGGGACUGCAGCGAACCAGAACUGCUAUUCUACGCUGCUGCGACGGUGGGAAACGUUCCCAUGCUCCGCGGACUCCUCCAGGUAGGAGAGGUUGAUCCCAACUGCAACUUCGACGGCACGACAGCGCUCAUGGCAGCUGCUGAACAUAACAACGUCGCCGCAAUCGAAUUGCUCGUUCAGCACGUUUCCUGCUUUGACUACGAAGACUCCGGGGGUCGUACUGCUUUUAGGAUUGCUUUGCAGCACCAAUCGGAGGAAGCCAUUCGCGUGCUGCUGCCUCAUAUCACAUGGACCAGCCCGAAAGCCCCCCUAUUGAGUCCUCUCAUCGACGCAGUCAACAACCUAUCGCCGGACCUCGUCGCCAUGAUCCUCGACAAACUGUCCUCGAGCCAGCCCCAGUCCCACCUACAAGAACCAACCCCAGCACAGCAGGAAGCCACAGCCGCCUUGGAAGUCGCCAUCCAACUAGGCAAGCUCGACACAGUCCAAGUGCUCCUCUUACGUACCGACCUCAUCAAGCCCAGCUUCUGCCCCGCCAUCCUAUGCACCGCAUUAGGCGGCGGAAAGAAUGACGAUAUCGCACUGAAGCUGCUCGACUGGGGCGCCGAAUACAAGGAUCCCCAGCCCGGCAGCUAUACGCCCCUAAUGCGCGCCUCAUUGCACGGCAACGUACGCGCGCUCUCGGCGCUGCUGGGCAAAGGCGCGCCUCUUGACGCCAGAACCGGUACCCAUGAGACGGCGCUGACCCUGGCGGUCUCACAUAACCAGCCUGAAUGUGUGCGGCGCCUUCUUGCGGCUGGUGCAAGGGCGUCUGAACUAAUGCAUUUUGCUAACUACGAUGACAUGGUUGAGGAUAGGGAUAGGCCUGGGUCUGGCUCUUGUCAGAGGGAUACCGUCUUCCUCUAUGCAGCCCGCCAUGGGUAUGCGGAGAUCGUGGACAUCCUGAGGCCUUACUUUGAUGUCACCAAGCCGUGA
This is a messenger RNA of Aspergillus mulundensis, 1941 nucleotides long. RefSeq names its product ankyrin repeat domain-containing protein. The record is from RefSeq and is a predicted model, not a curated record. Bases 1 to 1941 code for a protein of 646 amino acids. NCBI's taxonomy places the organism in Eukaryota, Fungi, Ascomycota, Eurotiomycetes, Eurotiales, Aspergillaceae. The transcript has a single exon. Gene Ontology annotation, molecular function: protein binding.